AGAAGAAGGACGUUAACGAUAGAAGUGAUAUUAUUGUCAGCACUAUUGAUGGAUGGUAUUCGCUGAGAUAUAAUAUAUUUCAGUCAACAAUGUCUUCAGUUGAGUAUUUGAGAGAGUUUGUGAACGAGCGACUCUCUGCUGCUGCAGAAGAAAUAUUCGGAGUCUUAAAAGAAGCGAUUGAUGAAUACGAGGAAGAGAUCGACCGACAGCGCAGACUGCUGGAUAUCGUUUGGAAACCUGCAAUAAAGCUACACAGGAUAGAGCUCCCAAAGCAACAUGUCUGUGAGGAGGAGGAGGUUCUCUCUGACCAGCAGCUCUGUGUUCAGGAGAGGAACUCCAGUCUGGACCAAGAGGACCCAGAGCCUCCACAGGUUAAAGAGGAACAGGAGGAACCCUGCACCAGUCAGGAGGGAGAGCAGCUUGAACUGAAGCAGGAGACUGAGACCUUUGUGUUGACUCCUAGUGAUGAGGAAAGUGACCACAGUGAGGAUCAGACUCUGAACUGCAACCCCGAUGACACAUUCAAUUUACCAGUUGUAAGGUCUGUGGUAUCCGUACCAAAAAGUGAUCUCCAUCACCUCGCUAACAUUUCUCAUAAAACUGAGAGCCAAGAUCACAAACAAGGCAAGACUGGAGUCUUGAGAUCAACUAAAAAUGCAAAGCCAAAAGUAAAGAAAAUAAUCUACAAAAGAAACAGUCAUACUAAGAGUCAAUCUAACCCCAGUAUGUCAAAGAUUCACAGUAACACUCACACGGAUAACACGUUUUUACAAUGUGACAUGUGUGAGAAAGCUUUUCAGUAUAAGUCACAUUUGCAAAGACACCUGAUCAUCCACACAGGUGAAAAACCCUUUACAUGCGACAUCUGUGGGAAAAUAUUCAGCCUAAAAUCAUCAUUAAACGUUCACUUAGGCAUCCACACAGGUGAGAAGCCGUAUUCUUGCAAAAUAUGUGGGAGAGAUUUCAGAUUUGGUUAUGCCAUGAGAGUCCACAUGAGAACCCAUACAGGUGAAAGGCCGCAUUCUUGCAAAACAUGUGGGAAAAGCUUCAUUCGGACUUCGCAGUUGAAGGCCCAUAUGAGAACUCAUACGGGUGAGAAGCCAUAUUCUUGCAAAAUAUGUGGAAAAGAUUUCAGAUAUGAUAGUGGCUUGGUGGUCCACAGGAGAAGAGCCCACAAUGGUCAGAAGUCUUAAUAAAAACACCUUUGGGAAAAGAUUCAGCAGCAUGUUUUAAUUGGAAAGGUAUGAAAGACUGCAAAGAGACAUAGUUUACUUUUUUAACCCCCACGCAAGUGAGGAGCCACA
Anoplopoma fimbria (sablefish) is the source of this 1304-nucleotide messenger RNA. RefSeq names its product zinc finger protein 625-like. The transcript has 2 exons. The record is from RefSeq and is a predicted model, not a curated record. Gene Ontology annotation, biological process: regulation of transcription by RNA polymerase II. Bases 90 to 1193 code for a protein of 367 amino acids. Gene Ontology annotation, molecular function: DNA-binding transcription factor activity; RNA polymerase II cis-regulatory region sequence-specific DNA binding. NCBI's taxonomy places the organism in Eukaryota, Metazoa, Chordata, Actinopteri, Perciformes, Anoplopomatidae.